This is a messenger RNA of Striga hermonthica, 1647 nucleotides long. The record is from the annotation of a GenBank genome assembly. NCBI's taxonomy places the organism in Eukaryota, Viridiplantae, Streptophyta, Magnoliopsida, Lamiales, Orobanchaceae.
AUGUCGAACACUAAAGCUGCGCUUAUGGCGCUCGAGUACUUUUUGAGAAAGGUAGAAUCUCCUAGGAAGGUUGUUCUGUACAAUGUGACCAUGAAAGUCUGCAGAAAGAGUAAGGAUUUGGAAGGUGCCGUGAAACUGUUCGACGAAAUGCUCGAGAGAGGAAUUAAGCCGGAUAACACCACCUUCUCGACUCUAAUCGGCUGCGCCAGGCUGUGUUCCUUGCCCGAAAAGGCGAUCGAGUGGUACGAAAAGAUGCCCGCAUUCGGGCUCGAGCCCGAUGGGGUCACUUGCUCGGUCAUGAUCGACUCGUAUGGAAGAGUGGGCAAAGAGGACGUUGCUUUUGCUCUGUAUGACCAAGCCAGGAACAAAAAAUGGCGUCUUGAUGCUGUGACUUUCUCAACUUUGAUAAAAAUUUAUACUUCGAGGGGGAAUUUUGACGGGUGCUUGAAUUUGUACGAAGAGAUGAAGACCUUAGGGGUAAAGCCCAAUGCAAGCGUGUACAACUCAUUAUUAGAAGCAAUGGGCCGGGCCAAAAGGCCUUGGCAGGCGAAGAAUAUCUACCGGGACAUGAUAAAAAAUAAAGUUAAUCCGACCUGGGCCACAUACGCUGCUCUACUACGGGCCUACAGUCGGGGCCGAUAUUGCCACGACAUAUUAGCUGUUUAUAAGGAGAUGAAGGAGAAAAAUUUUGAGCUAAAUGUUGUGUUAUACAAUACUAUAUUAUCCGCUUGUGCUGACGUGGGGUUUACUGAUGAGGCUUUUGCUAUUUUUGAGGAUAUGAAGAAUUCGGGCACUUGCAAUCCUGAUUCUUGGACUUACUCUUCAUUGAUCACGAUAUAUUCUUGCAGCGGGCAGGUAGAGGAGGCUGAGGCCACACUGAGUGAAAUGAUGGCAUCGGGUUUUGAGCCGAACAUUAUCGUACUAACCUCGAUUAUCCAAUGUUAUGGGAAAGCUGGGCGUACUGGUGAUGUAGUGAAGACAUUCGAUAUGCUGUCCGAUUUUGGCAUAACUCCCGACGAGCAGUUUCUUUGCUGCCUUCUUAGUGUUUUAACAGAAGUGCCGAAGGAAGAACUUGGUCAGUUGACCGUUUGCAUUGAGAAGGCCAAUCCGAAGCUCGGCCAUUUUGUGAAUCUUGUAAUUAAUGGAGAAAGCUUAAUUGGAGAGGAAGCCAGUGAGCUUUUUGACUCAGUUAGUGCCGGAAUGAGAAAAGCUUACCUGAAUUGCUUGAUCGACCUGAGUGUUCAUGUGGGUCAGCUCGAGAGACCUACUCAGAUGUUGAAAUUCGGGCUCGAGCAAGGAAUAUAUGAUGUUAUAACGAUUAGAUCGGAUAAAAUGUGGUAUUUGCGACUAAGGAGACUGUCUCAAGGGGCGGCCUUGACGGGACUGCGUAUGUGGAUGAAUGACUUGUUGAGAGCGGUUGAUAAUGGGGAGGAGUUGCCGAAUUUGUUAGGGAUCGAUACGGGCCAUGGGAAGCACAAGUUUUCGGAUCGGGCUCUGAUGGGCCUGUUCGAGGCCCAUCUGAAGGAACUCGAUGCCCCGUUUCACGAGGUGCCGGAUAAGCCCGGCUGGUUUCAGACGACUAAUGUUGCGGCUAAGGCUUGGCUCGAGUCCAGGCGUGACUUGGAUGAUGAUCCAAAUGGUGCCUAG